This is a messenger RNA of Trichomonas vaginalis G3, 444 nucleotides long. RefSeq lists its product as uncharacterized. The record is from RefSeq and is a predicted model, not a curated record. The transcript has a single exon. The coding region runs from base 1 to 444 and encodes 147 amino acids. NCBI's taxonomy places the organism in Eukaryota, Parabasalia, Trichomonadida, Trichomonadidae.
AUGGUUAUACAAUAUAUCCGUAUCAUUAAAGAUCCAUUUGGACCAUCAUUUGUUUCGGAAUGUUUGAAACUAUCACAUUCCAAAGAAGUUUGUAUUACAUCUGCAACAGUUAUUCCACAAACAUUCAUUAAUUGUGUUUCUGGAGAUAGAAUCACUAAGAAAGGAAUCACAAAAGUUUUAUAUGCGAUUUCUAAAGUUGCUCUUCCAAAAGAAAGUGUUUUUGAAUUUGUUAUUAAGUGUUUGGAUCCAAACACACCUCCUAAACGAUAUCUAACAUCUUUGACACUUGCAACAGUUGCUUGUUCAUUAAUACCAAAAAUAGAAGGAAGCUGGAUUGAUCAAAUCAUUUCCAAACUGAAAACAAAUGAAAAUGAAAUUAAUUUGUCAGUUUUAACUCGUUUCGUUUAUUCCGCUGUUUCAAAAGUUCAACAAACAGUUCGUUGA